AACCCAGGUGGAGUGGGGUGGUUUGGGUAUGCGCGCGCGGUGGAUGGGUAGUAAACUCCCGUGCUAAAAGGAAAGAGAGAGAAGAAAAAUAUUGUGUGCCGUGUCCCUAGACUCGGCCAACCAUGCUUGUACGUUAUCUAUUAAUUAAUUAGCAUUUCUCUUCGACCAUUCAUCAAACACUUGCCGACCAUCGAAGGAAACCAAGGGACAAUACUAUCCCACCAGCCGGACGUCUUGAGAGCUGAAACAUUCUUAUCCAAGAAGGGACCCAAUUCGGACAAAGGCUCCGAUUCUUCAACCGCCGGAGAUCGCACCCCUUUUCACCGCUUCCUCUUUUCUUUCUUUCCUUUUCUUGGCGAUCCACUCGCAUCCAGAGCUGGAGAUUUCCGGUGAUGAAGGAUGUGAGCGGUUCUUUCUAUUCCGGGAGCUCGGGAAUCUUUUCAUUGGAUGGAGGGCGGAGAGGAAUCUCACAAGAUUCAGUUCCAAACCAAAGGGCCAUAAAGUCUAGAAUUUGAUUUUGUCCAUGGUUAACAGCCACUUGAUCAAAAGAAGCUCAAACUGUGAAACAAAUCAUAAUUUCAGAAUUGCAGCUCCAAUUGGUGAAGCACUUAUACUAAAAUGAUCGGAACACUAUGUUGGGUGAUCCACGUUUCAUCUAGAAGGAUAGCUGAACUAAGUAAUCAAGGUCCUCACCUUGUUAAACCUUCAACACAAGACCACUACAAAGUUCUGGAGGUUGACUAUGAUGCAACAGAUGAGACCAUAAGAUUGAAUUAUCGAAGACUUGCACUUAAGUGGCACCCUGACAAGCACAAAGGCAAUAGUUCUGUUACGGCAAAGUUUCAGGAAAUAAACGAGGCUUACAAGGUAUUAAGUGAUCCAGCUAAGCGACUUGAGUAUGAUAUAUCUGGCACCUAUGAGAUCAAUAGAUACACUUUAAGAGAAUAUCUUACCAGGUUCAAAGGAAUGAUACUCACCUGCAAUGGUCUUGGUAUCAAUCAUUCUCCAUUUUGAUUUCUAUUUUUCAGGACCCAACAGCUGAUGGAAUCUGAAUCAAUUGAUCAGUAGAACAGUUCCUAUUUUCUCCAUUUCUUUUAUAUUGGAAUAUUGGCCCUUCUGGGUGUCAUUUGAUGUUGUUUUGUUUCAGUUCCUUUGAAGCUGUCACCUCAUAUUAUCCUUUGCCGGUCUGAUACUUUGUAAAGUGACGAGGAAUUGUCCAAUUGAAAUAUGCAUGAGGUAAUAUAUAUGUUACUUUGGACCUCUUUUCUGCAUGCAGUUGUGUUUCUAAUCAUCAAGAUGGCUGUAUUUAUACUCCUGAUACACAUCAAGGGGUAUCAGUUUUUGUUCUAGCAGAUGGCUUUACCCCACGCCCUCUCUCUGUAAUAUCGACACAUCGUUGCCGGCCUGAGUGAAGUUUAGGUUAACCAUUCACAUCAUUCUUUACAUUAUAUCUUCUCCAUCAGCAUCAAAUCCUGUUAAUUAUUGGCCAACUUGCCUAGCAAAAUUUGUGGCCUAUCUCUCCACACAAUGGUCGGAAAUUUUAAUGUCACAAGCUAACCUUACAUCCUGUUGUAGAGCCACCAAGUGUCGGCAGAGCUGACUCAGAAAAGCAGAAGAAAAAGAAGAAGAAGAUUUUGGGGUCCUUUUGAGAGAUUGAUAGACAGGUCCAUUCAAAAAAAAGAAGAAGAGAGAGAUUGAUGGAUGGAUGGGUUAGGACAAUGGGGAUACAGACAGGAGGGCUGACUAGAUUUGGAGCAACACCCAUGAUGGGUAAAAAUAGUGAUUACUUGCCAAGGUUGGUUUGAAGACAUGAGAGCUCCAUACGACCGUGAUAGGGUUAGGGUUUGAAGGGGGAAAAAAAAAAAGAGACUGGAAAUAGAAUCAUUUUUAAAGAAUCCAAUUUUUCAUUUUUUUUUGGUUUUGCAUAGAAGUAAUAUGUAUAGUUUAUUUUCAAAUUCUAGGAAAGAUUGGAUUUUUUUCAUUU
Molecule: messenger RNA, 1984 nt
Organism: Phoenix dactylifera (date palm)
Lineage: Eukaryota; Viridiplantae; Streptophyta; Magnoliopsida; Arecales; Arecaceae
Cellular component (GO): nucleus; cytoplasm
Source: RefSeq, a predicted model, not a curated record